AGGGGCAGUACAAAAAGGCAAUUAGCAGUCUACAUCAUUUAGCAGCUCUUCAGGGCUCUCAUUCUCCGCAGCAAAUUACAGGACAAGGAUCCCUGGAAAACCAGAGAGCACUAAUCCAGUUAGCGACAUGCCACUUUGCCCUUGGAGAAUAUCAGAAAACAUGUGAAAAAGUGCUUGACCUCAUGUGCUGUAUUUUACUGCCAAUACAAGAAGGAGGUAAAGUGCAAGAAGAGCAACCUAAAGUCAAGUCUAAAUUCAGGAAAGGAUCCGAUUUGAAGCUUUGGCCGUGUACCAGCAGAGCUGUCAUGCCGUACUGCCUUCAUCUACUGUUAGCUUGUUUCAAGCUCAGAGCUUUCACAGACAGCAGAGAUGACAUGGCGCUGGGCCACGUAGUGGUUCUGCUUCAGCACGAGUGGCCGAGGGGGGAGAACUUGUUCCUGAAAGCUAUCAACAAAAUCUGCCAACAAGGGAACUUCCAGUAUGAGAAUUUUUUCAACUACGUCACGAAUAUUGAUAUGUUGGAGGAAUUUGCUUAUUUAAGAACGCAGGAAGGAGGGAAAAUUCACCUGGAACUGCUGCCAAAUCAAGCAAUGUUGAUCAAGCACCAUACCGUCACCCGGGGUAUAACGAAAGGAGUGAAAGAAGAUUUCCGCCUGGCCAUGGAGCGCCAGGUCUCGCGCUGCGGGGAGAACCUCAUGGUGGUCUUGCAUAGGUUCUGCAUUAAUGAGAAAAUACUGCUGCUUCAGACUCUCGCGUGAAGGGACUGGAUCUCUGACGGAGAGAGGGGAAGG
Messenger RNA from Eurypyga helias (sunbittern), 791 nucleotides. RefSeq names its product integrator complex subunit 10-like. Gene Ontology annotation, cellular component: integrator complex. Gene Ontology annotation, biological process: snRNA processing. The transcript is spliced from 6 exons. The record is from RefSeq and is a predicted model, not a curated record. NCBI's taxonomy places the organism in Eukaryota, Metazoa, Chordata, Aves, Eurypygiformes, Eurypygidae. The coding region runs from base 183 to 758 and encodes 191 amino acids.